Messenger RNA from Raphanus sativus (radish), 2463 nucleotides. RefSeq lists its product as uncharacterized. Gene Ontology annotation, molecular function: zinc ion binding. Bases 1 to 2463 code for a protein of 820 amino acids. The transcript is spliced from 7 exons. The record is from RefSeq and is a predicted model, not a curated record. Lineage: Eukaryota; Viridiplantae; Streptophyta; Magnoliopsida; Brassicales; Brassicaceae.
AUGGCUGGUGCGCAGACAGGUGGGGAGAAUGAUCCUGUGGCCAUCACGGAUCCUAAGCAGUUGCCCCUGACGCAGCCGAGCACUGACACAGCUGAGCCACAAGCAGAUAUUGGAGCGCUGCCGUUGACGCAACUAGCUCCAGCCCUCCCGGAAAUUACUCAAACUGAGGGCAGAAUCUUCAGGCGAAGUACUAUGGAGACAGCAAUGGAUUUUUGGGAGGGUCUCAUGGGUGAAGACCUAGUUCUCCCCGAUGGAGUGGAGCCAGAUCGGGCCGUAGUCGAAGGUGAAGGACGCGAAGAGGAGACAAUAAGACUCGUGGAUGAUGGACUAGUUGGCGCAGCUCAGAAAGAAGAUGAUUCUUCCUCCACUGGCUCGUGUGUGGGUUUGGUUGUGGAGGUCACUCCACCUGUAUCUGUGCCGCAUGGGACAAUAUGUUUUCUACAUUUAUGUUAUAACGAUUGCAAGGUUAUCCAAACAAAGAUUAAUACGGCCUCCGGUUUGCAUGCAGCAUCUAAUCGUGGAUCUAGCAGCCAAGUGCAUGCGCCCGUUGUGGCGUCUGGGAGUGGAAUUUCAGUUGGAGAAAAAACUCAGGACCAAACUACUGUGGUCGUGACAACAGAGCUAGGCCUAACCAUUGACCGCGGUGGUGUGGCGGAUCCCGGCCCCCAGGAUGUGGCAACUAAGAAACCAAACUCAUCGUCUGAUGAAAGUGGAGAUGAUGGCUAUGUGGGAUCAGGUGAUAAAGACCUUUUCGUUGGAAAGACUUUUGAGAAUCGAGAUGCAUUCAAGCAUCACAUGGCUUUGUAUGCUAUCAAAAACAAGUUCGUCUAUCGUUGUGCGAAAUCAUCACCUUCGGUUAUGGUGCUCGAAUGUGUUGGUCUGACAUGCACUUGGCGAGUUUAUGCAGUGCUGGUCAAGGGUUCGAAUAUGUACGAGGUCCGUAAGAUCGGUGGUGAGCAUUGUUGUAGUGUUGAUGAGCGAGCUGGGUACCAAAGACAGGCGACAUCAAGCGUCAUUGGAGGGUUGUUAAGGCAACAGUUCAGUGGAACAGGUGCGGGUCCGCGCCCCGGUGAUAUCAGACAGGUUAUGAGGGGGGAUCAUGCUGUUAACAUCUCUUAUUGGAAAGCUUGGCGUUCACGCGAGCUGGCGGUGGACAUAGCCAAGGGGUCGUGUGGUGCUUCGUACAAGAGCCUUCCCAACUAUUUACAAAGGCUGGUUGAGGCUAAUCCAGGGACCAUUACCCAGUUACAUACAGAAUAUGUGGAAGAGUUGGGGUACCGCUUCAAGUAUAUGUUCGUUGCUUUGGGGGCGUGCGUGAAGGGUUUUCAAUAUAUGCGGAAGGUUGUGGUCGUGGAUGGCACACAUCUGAGAGGGAAGUACGCGGGUUGUCUCUUGACUGCUUCUGCGCAAGAUGGGAACUAUCAGAUCUUUCCCCUAGCUUUUGCUAUAGUCGAUGGGGAAAAUGAUAAGUCGUGGGAAUGGUUUUUUCAUAAGUUAUCGUCGAUCGUGCCUGACAAUGACAGUGUGGUGUUCGUUUCAGACAGACAUGCCUCGAUUUACCAAGGUUUGAGCAAGGUGUAUCCACUCGCUGGGCAUUGUGCCUGCAUCAUCCACCUAAAAAGGAACAUCAAGACUCUUUUUAAAGAGCGACAGCUGGGUUACCUCGUCUCUAAGGCAGCCAGGGCUUUUAGGAUGGGAGAGUUUUACACAACCUUGACUGAGAUUAGGUCGAUCAACCAAUGGUGUGCUGACUACCUCGUUGAUAUAGGUCUCCAGCAUUGGACUAGAUCCCACUUUCCAGGGGACCGCUACAACAUCAUGACGAGUAAUCUGGCCGAAUCUUGGAAUUCGGUGCUUCGGGAUGCAAGGGAAUACCCUGUUAUAACAUUGGUGGAGUUCAUACGAAAGAAGCUGGUUAGCUGGUUCACCUCGAGACGUGAUGCUGUGAAGGACGUGGAUGCGGGUUUGACACCAAAGGUUAACAGUUUACUAGCUGCGAGCUUUGAAAUAUGUGGCGGAUACGAUGUAAGGAAGCUGGAUAACGAUGAGUAUGAGGUCCAGGAUCUGAGAGGAGCAUCGUUCGUCGUCAGUUUGACAGAUAGGUCAUGCUCGUGCUUUGAGUUUCAGAAGCUAAGUAUCCCAUGUUCUCAUGCGAUUGCGGCUGCUUUGAAAGCAAAUGUAAGGGUGGAGGGGCUGGUUGGCGAUGUGUACACUAUCGGAUACCUGAAGGCAGCUUAUGCUGAGCAUGUUUCACCGCCUGUUGAACUGAACACCAGUAAUCAGUUGGCUGAUGAUAUAGCUGCGAUUUCUCUGCAUCCACCAGUUACCCGACGCCCUCCGGGUAGGCCAAGGAAGAAGAGGUUCUUCUCUCGUGGUGAAGUUAAGAUGAAGAAAACACUAAGGUACUGUAGCCGGUGCAAGGGGAUUGGGCAUAACCGUGCUACAUGCAAACAAGCAAUAUAA